AUGGGUAUUUUAAGGUCAGAAUCCAUGUCCCAUGGGACUCUCGUCCUUCCAAAUGACCGAGCAAGAGAAUAUAUUGAUGUACUUGGGAGAGAAGUAAAUUUGCAGUUUGUAGAUAUGAACUCGAUUACAAUGAAUCGUCAAUAUAAGAAGUAUAUUCAAAGAAUUGAUGAGAUGGAACGUAUUCUUCGUGUGUUAUAUUCUGAGAUUGAAAAACUUCCAGAUGUUAAGGUAUUUAAGGGAAAUUAUGAGAAUUUUUUGGACCAUGAUCAUGUUUACCAACUUGAUAAAGUAGAGGAAUCCCUUCAAAGUUUAUAUGGCCAAUUUAUCAGUUUUAGGGAUAAUAAUGCGGAUUUAAUCAAUCAAAAAAGUUCGGCAAUUGAAGAAUGUGCAGUAGCAAAGGCAGCAAGUCUUUCGUUUGCUCCAAUUUCAAUGUACAAUGGCAGAUCAAAUGGAGACUUUUAUAUGACAAAUGCGGUAGAAAGAGGAGAGGGUGGAAUACAAGGAGGAAAUCCUACUCCAUCAUCACCUCUAAUGAACCCAAGUAUUAUGGAUGGAAUGAACAGUGUUUCUGGAUUUGGAGACAUGAUGUUCAGUAGUAUUGCUGGAGUAGUGAAGCAUGAAGAUCAGGAAAAAUUUGCCAGAGCUCUUUUCAGAGCCACAAGAGGUAACACAUUUACCCACUUUCAAUCGAUUGCUGAAAAUAUCAUAGACCCAAAAACAAGCAAGGAUGUUCAAAAAGUAGUUUUUGUUAUUUACUUCCAAGGUGCAACAACUUCGGCAGUUUAUGAUAAGAUUAGCAGAAUUUGCGAUGCGUUUAAUGUAUCAAUUUAUCCCUGGCCAUCAAGCUAUGAGCACGCUGUUCAGAGAAUUAACGAACUUAAUACUUUAAUCCAAGAUAAGGAGAAGGCACUGCAAGCUUAUGAACAAUACAUUACUCUUGAGAUCGAGACUCUAAUUCAGCCUGUAAACUCGAAUAAUGGAAACUCAUUAAUAGAGGAGUGGAGGCUAUUUUGUAUAAAGGAAAAAUCCAUCUACGCAACAUUGAAUUUAUUUGAAGGAUCAGAUAUUACGUUGAGAGCUGACUGUUGGUAUCCUUUAGAAGAGGAGGAAAAGAUUAGGAAGAUUCUGAUUGCAGAAAGUAGCACUCAGCAUGUUGGAGCGUUUUUACUUACUAAUACGUCAAGCGGAGGCCAUGGAGCAGCUGGAAUUCAUAUUUCUGAGGGUGGCUCUCAUGAUGAUGAGGCAAAUAUAUCCAAUACGCCUCCAACAUAUAUUAAAACCAACGAUUUUACAGUUGCAUUCCAAGAUUUUGUUAAUUCUUAUGGUAUUCCCAGAUACCAAGAGGUUAAUCCAGCCUUAUUUACUUUAGUCUCUUUCCCAUUCCUUUUUGGUAUUAUGUAUGGUGAUGUAGGGCAUGGUUUCAUAGUCUUCUUAAUUGGUUUGGUUUUGGUUUUCAAUUACGGAAAGCUUAAAAAGAUCAACGAUGAAAAUUUGAAAAUUCUUGUUUCUGGUAGAUAUAUGAUUACAAUGAUGGGAUUUUUCGCAACUUAUUGCGGAUUGAUUUACAAUGAUUUCUUUGCUGCUGGUUUAGAUAUCUUUGGGUCCAGAUAUACUCUUUCUCAUGAUAAAUUACCUGAUGGAAGUCAUGUAUUUUUGCCAAAUAACAACUCCACUUCAGUUUCUUUUCCAUAUCCUUUUGGGUUUGACCCAGUUUGGAAAGGAGCGGUCAAUGAAAUGUCAUUUUUGAACAGUUUCAAGAUGAAAUUCUCUGUUAUUAUUGCCUUCUUUCAAAUGACUCUUGGUGUUAUACUUAAAGGUUUUAAUAACUUGUAUUUUAGAAAUUAUGUUGACUUUUUCAUGGAGUUCAUUCCUCAAUUAAUCUUUAUGGUCGGAUUUAUUGGAUACCUUAACUUUUUGAUCUUCUUUAAAUGGUUAACUCCAAUUGAAGGAUACAACAAACCUUCAAUUUUGAAUGCACUGAUUGGUUUGCAGAGCUCUUUAUUUGGAGCUGAUAUUCCACUCAACGAUAGAUUUUACUUAUCGCAGCCAACCGUUCAAAGAUAUAUCACAUUGGCCUUAUUGAUUUCAGUACCUUGGAUGUUCUUCCCUAAACCACUCUAUCUUAUCUACAAGAGUAGAAAACAAAAGAAAGCUAGCAUGGAAGAGUCCAGGCUCAAACAACAGCAUCUCUCAUCAUACUCCUCUGUUUCAAGCAGAUUCACCUCCCUCACCGAUGGCUCCAAGAAAAUUAGUAGGUCAAAGAGCAACCUUCUUUCUGAAGAUGAUCACCAUCUCAUUGCUCACGAGGAAGAAGAAUCAUCUGGGCAUUCUGAUCCAACCGAAAUCUUCAUUCAUCAGCUUAUUGAAACUGUCGAAUUUCUUAUUGGUUCAAUUUCUAACACUGCUUCAUACCUUCGUCUUUGGGCACUUUCUCUUGCACACAAUAUGCUUGCAUUGGUCGCUCUCCAGUUUACUAUUAUGAAGGCUUUAAAUUCAAAACUUCUUAUCGUAAAAGUUGUCCAAUUAUUUAAUUUAUUCUUCAUGUUCUUUGCAUUCACUUCAUUUAUCAUGAUUGUUAUGGACUCACUGGAAUGUUUCUUGCAUGGUCUCCGUCUACAAUGGGUUGAGUUCCAAAACAAAUUUUAUAAGGGAGAUGGUAUUCUUUUUGCCCCUCUUAACCACAUGAGGAUUAUUUUGGAAACUGAAGAGUUGUUAAACUCAUCUUAA
Molecule: messenger RNA, 2727 nt
Organism: Cryptosporidium ubiquitum
Lineage: Eukaryota; Apicomplexa; Conoidasida; Eucoccidiorida; Cryptosporidiidae
Product: vacuolar proton translocating ATPase
Exons: 1
Coding region: 1-2727 (908 amino acids)
Biological process (GO): proton transmembrane transport; vacuolar acidification
Cellular component (GO): vacuolar proton-transporting V-type ATPase complex; vacuolar proton-transporting V-type ATPase, V0 domain
Molecular function (GO): ATPase binding; proton-transporting ATPase activity, rotational mechanism
Source: RefSeq, a predicted model, not a curated record